Dryobates pubescens (Downy woodpecker) is the source of this 891-nucleotide messenger RNA. RefSeq names its product glycoprotein A33 (gene GPA33). Gene Ontology annotation, cellular component: plasma membrane. The transcript is spliced from 7 exons. The record is from RefSeq and is a predicted model, not a curated record. The coding region runs from base 1 to 891 and encodes 296 amino acids. Lineage: Eukaryota; Metazoa; Chordata; Aves; Piciformes; Picidae.
AUGAGGAGGAUGGCAAUUAAAAGGCUUUGGCCAUUCAUUUUCAGUGCAAUUCUGGCGACUGCUCAUGGCCUCACUGUGGAAACACCUGCCAAGGACAUGAAGGUGGCCCGAGGGAACAACGUUACUCUCCAGUGUCUUUUUAAAACACAGAAACAAGUUCACUCAGGAGACUUUGUUGUCUGGAGGAAAACUAACAGUCCGAUUGAUGCUGUCACUAGGUAUUUCGAUGGCACUGUGCAGUAUGGCGAGGGCUAUGAAAACCGCAUACAGUUCACUGGUGACAUAACCGAAGGGAACGUCAGCAUCACCAUCACUGCAGUGACCAUGGAGGACAAUGGCACGUAUGUAUGCAGCGUUCGGCUAAAGGAUGAUCCUCCCAGGCAGGCUGCAACCUUGACUCUUGUGGUCCUUGUUGCACCAUCCAAGCCAGAAUGCAAGAUUCUGGGGACAGCAGAAUAUGGACAGACAAUCAACCUGACCUGCAUUUCUCACGAGGGCUCCCCAAAGCCCAGAUACACCUGGCAAAGCUUCAACGUUCGGAAUGAGCCCCGUGCGCUGCAAACAACAGAAGGGGAGCAAAUAACUCUGAAGAACAUCUCAGCAGAUACCUCUGGCUUUUACAUCUGCACUUCAACAAACAUCGUGGGAACAGCAUUUUGCAACAUGACAGUCAGCGUCGUGCCGCCAUCCAUGAACAUAGCUCUCUACGCUGGCAUCAUCGGCGGAGCUGUCGCUGCAAUUGUAGUGAUUGGUAUUGUAGCCUACUGCUGCUGCUGCAGAGAGGACAAGGACGAGGGCUAUGAGAUGACGGAGCAAGAAGGCAGAAAUGAACCCAAGGAGGAGACACGCACACACAAUCGGAGUGCAGAGGAUGAGGAUGAGGAUGAAUGA